AUGCAGUUCAAGCUCGCUCUCCUCGCCCUCAUCCCGGCUCUCGCCGUCGCUGCCCCCCUCGAGGCCCGCCAGGGCGGCGUCUCGGUCACCUGCGGCUCCACCUACUACUCGAGCACCCAGGUCAACCGCGCCGUUAACAACGCCAUCCAGGACGCCGCCUCGUCCACCACCUACCCGCACACCUACAACAACUACGAGGGCUUCGACUUCAGCGACUACUGCUCCAGCGGCCCCUUCGAGGAGUUCCCCCUGGUCAAGAGCUCCUACGGCUACACUGGCGGCUCGCCCGGCCCCGACCGUGUCAUCUACAACCCCAACACCGGUCGCUUCUGCGGUGCUAUCACUCACACCGGCGCCAGCAACAACGCCUUUGUCGGCUGCAGGUACUAG
Molecule: messenger RNA, 390 nt
Organism: Pseudozyma flocculosa PF-1
Lineage: Eukaryota; Fungi; Basidiomycota; Ustilaginomycetes; Ustilaginales; Ustilaginaceae
Exons: 3
Coding region: 1-390 (129 amino acids)
Molecular function (GO): RNA binding; RNA nuclease activity
Source: RefSeq, a predicted model, not a curated record